GCCGAUGGUUGAUACUGUUCGUAGAAAUCGAAGCGAAGGCAAAGAUGACUUGCAUAUUUCUCAAGUACACGCCUAGCUCCAGCACGCUUAUGGAGUAUUAUUCGACGCAACGAACGACGCCACGGCCCCACGACGCAUUUUGUGAUUUUGGAACGCGUUGUUCUGGUUAUCUUGCUUGAUUUAAAAGGUAACGCUUUUAACUUACCAGAAUGCCGAACGAAGCACGUCGAGAACGUAAAAACUCGGCUCCGCUAUCACCGAGUCCGAUUCUAGAUAUCUCCGACGAUGAACUUGUGUCAAUCUCGGUGCGAGAUCUCAACCGACAGCUGAAGAUGCGCGGGUUGUCGCGCGAUGAAAUCGUUAAAAUGAAGCAGCGGCGGCGCACGCUGAAGAAUCGUGGCUAUGCUGCAUCCUGCCGCAUCAAACGCAUCGAGCAGAAGGAUGAACUCGAAAACGAGAAGAGCCAAGAAUGGCGCGACAUGGAGCUUAUGGCCGACGAUAACGAGCACCUCAAGGAGGAGAUCAACGCUAUUCGCGUCAAGUACGAAGCGCUGAAGAAGUUCGCCGCGGCGAAUAAGAUUCCGCUGCCGCAAAAUUUAGAAACAAUGUGAUUUUAGACUAAGCAAAAACUGGGUUUUAUUUUUUAUUUUAUUUUUUAAUCAUAUAGAAUUAUGAUAUGUGUAAUGUAAUACAUAAUCCUCCCAAUCUUCCUGAAA
Molecule: messenger RNA, 716 nt
Organism: Dalotia coriaria
Lineage: Eukaryota; Metazoa; Arthropoda; Insecta; Coleoptera; Staphylinidae
Gene: maf-S
Product: MAF bZIP transcription factor K
Exons: 3
Coding region: 210-611 (133 amino acids)
Biological process (GO): regulation of transcription by RNA polymerase II
Cellular component (GO): nucleus
Molecular function (GO): DNA-binding transcription factor activity, RNA polymerase II-specific; RNA polymerase II cis-regulatory region sequence-specific DNA binding
Source: RefSeq, a predicted model, not a curated record